Molecule: messenger RNA, 8811 nt
Organism: Syngnathoides biaculeatus (alligator pipefish)
Lineage: Eukaryota; Metazoa; Chordata; Actinopteri; Syngnathiformes; Syngnathidae
Gene: myh14
Product: myosin, heavy chain 14, non-muscle
Exons: 44
Coding region: 334-6408 (2024 amino acids)
Cellular component (GO): myosin complex
Molecular function (GO): ATP binding; actin filament binding; cytoskeletal motor activity
Source: RefSeq, a predicted model, not a curated record
GCGCCCUUUGUUGCUUCCCAUUGGUGCGUGACCGCGACUGGGCCCGAAUAUUCGCUCCUGAUUGGAGUUCGGACAGGAAGCGCGGCUCCGGGGUUGAAGCUAAACCCCGUGCCCUGACUCCUCUCUCACUCUCUGCCCACUUUAUUCCCAAGCAGGAUUUGUGUGUGCGGUGAAUGUGCGGCUGCACUUGGGCUCGAACGGUGGGAUGAUACAAGACUCCUCUGCGGUAGGCUACACACCUAUCAGAGAGCAAAAUAGCCGGUCGACACCCUCAAGGCGCUCCUCCGCACACAUUUAACCACUGGGAGCGGAACGUGAAGUGCCAGCAGUAUCAUGUCCAGGCCAAUAGGAGGCGGUGCGAACGAUGUCACGCGCUUCCUCACUUCGGGGGUGGUUCCAAAUUCCCCCACCACCAACGCGCCCAUGUUCUCUGCCGCCAGCCAGGCCGACUGGGCGGCCAAACGCCUGGUAUGGGUGCCAUCAGAGAAACAUGGCUUUGAGUCGGCCAGCAUCAAGCAAGAGCGCGGUGACGAGGUGGAGGUUGAGCUCAGUGACACCCAGAAGCUUCUGACGCUGUCCAGGGAGGAAGUGCAACGGAUGAACCCACCGCGCUUCAGCAAAGUGGAGGACAUGGCCGACCUUACUUGCCUCAAUGAAGCCUCGGUGCUACACAACCUGAGGGAGAGAUACUACUCAGGCUUGAUCUAUACAUAUUCAGGCCUCUUCUGCGUGGUGGUGAACCCUUACAAGAACCUGCCCAUCUACACAGAGUCCAUAGUUGAGAUGUAUCGGGGAAAAAAGCGACACGAGAUGCCUCCGCACAUUUAUGCCAUAUCUGAGGCGGCCUAUCGAAGCAUGCUGCAAGACCGGGAAGAUCAGUCAAUCCUAUGCACCGGCGAGUCCGGCGCGGGCAAAACGGAAAACACAAAGAAAGUCAUUCAGUAUCUGGCUCAUGUCGCUUCUUCUCACAAGGGUGCUACUCCGAAUAGGAACAAAGAAGCUUUACAGAUUAUGCAAUAUGGUGAGCUGGAGAGACAGCUGCUGCAAGCCAACCCCAUACUGGAGGCCUUCGGCAAUGCAAAAACUACCAAGAAUGACAAUUCCUCAAGAUUUGGUAAAUUCAUCCGAAUUAAUUUUGAUGUGGCGGGGUACAUCGUCGGUGCCAACAUUGAGACCUACCUCCUGGAAAAGUCCCGGGCCACCCGUCAGGCCAAAGAUGAGAGGACAUUCCACAUCUUUUACCAGAUGUUGCAUGGAGCUUCUGAAGCAACUAAAUCGGAUCUACUUUUGGGAACGGCCGACGAAUACCGCUUUCUCAGUGGGGGUACCAUAACAGUUCCUGGUCAGAGUGAUGCAGAGAACUUCACCCAGACGAUGGACUCCAUGGCCAUAAUGGGCUUCAACCCAGAUGAGCUGAUGUCCAUGCUGAGGGUGAUCUCCGCUGUGCUCCAGUUUGGGAACAUUUCUUUUACAAAGGAGAAGAACCACGAUCAGGCAUCCAUGCCCGACAACACGGCGGCUCAGAAACUGUGCCACCUGCUGGGCAUCAAUGUGCUGGAGUUUACCCGUGCCAUCCUCACUCCGAGAAUCAAAGUUGGUCGGGAGUACGUGCAGAAGGCCCAAACAAAAGAACAGGCUGACUUUGCCGUGGAGGCCCUGGCCAAGGCCACAUACGAGCGCCUGUUCAGGUGGCUAGUGCACAGGAUCAACAGAGCUCUGGACCGUAGACAGAGGCAAGGAGCCUCUUUCAUCGGCAUCCUAGACAUCGCUGGAUUCGAGAUCUUCCAGCUUAACUCCUUUGAGCAGCUGUGCAUCAACUACACCAACGAGAAGCUGCAGCAGCUCUUCAACCACACCAUGUUCAUCCUGGAGCAGGAGGAGUACCAGCGGGAGGGCAUCGAGUGGAACUUCAUCGACUUUGGCCUCGACUUGCAGCCGUGCAUUGAUCUCAUUGAAAGGCCGGCUAACCCACCUGGUGUGUUGGCCCUGCUGGACGAAGAGUGCUGGUUCCCUCGAGCUACAGACCAAUCAUUUGUUGAAAAGCUGACGAGUCAGCAAGGCAGCCAUCCCAAAUUCUUCAAAUCCAAGCAACCGCGUGGCGAGGCCGACUUUUCCAUUAUCCACUAUGCUGGCAAGGUUGACUACAAGGCCAAUGACUGGUUGGUGAAGAACAUGGAUCCCCUGAACGACAACGUGGCAUCUCUUCUUCACCAGUCGUCCGACCAUUUUGUCUCUGAGCUGUGGAAGGAGGUGGACCGCAUUAUAUGUCUGGACCAGGUCUCGUCAUCGGGUGAGAACAGCGGGACUCUAGCGUUCGGCUCAUCGGGACUGAAGACCAAGAAGGGAAUGUUCAGGACCGUGGGCCAGCUCUACAAAGAGUCUCUGUCUAAGCUGAUGGCCACGUUGAGGAACACCAAUCCCAAUUUUCUACGCUGCAUCAUUCCCAACCACGAGAAGAGGGCUGGCAAACUUGAACCGCAAUUAGUUUUGGACCAGCUGAGAUGCAACGGGGUCCUGGAAGGCAUCCGUAUCUGCCGACAAGGCUUCCCGAAUCGCAUUCCGUUCCAGGAGUUCAGACAGAGGUAUGAGAUUCUGACUCCUAAUGCUAUUCCUCGCACCUUCAUGGACGGAAAACAGGCGUCAGAACUCAUGAUCAAAGCUUUGGACCUCGAUCCCAAUCUUUUCCGUGUGGGUCAAAGCAAAGUAUUCUUCAGAGCCGGCGUGCUGGCUCACCUGGAGGAGGAGCGAGACUUAAAGAUCACCGACACCAUCAUUCGCUUCCAGAGUGCGGCUAGGGGUUACCUCGCACGCAAAGCAUUUACAAAGAAACAGCAGCAGCUAAGCGCUCUCAGGGUGAUGCAGAGGAACUGUCAUGCUUACCUCAUACUCAAGAACUGGCAGUGGUGGCGGCUUUUCACAAAGGUGAAGCCGCUGCUACAGGUGACCCGGCAAGAUGAGGAGAUCCAAAUCAGAGAGUCAGAGUUGGUGAAGGUCAAAGAAAGACUUACCCGAAUGGAGCAGGAAUUCACCGACCUGGACAAGAAACACAUUCAGCUGGUAGAAGAGAAGGCAGUGUUGGCUGACCAACUGCAAGCCGAAGCAGAGCUCUUUGCAGAAGCCGAAGAGAUGCGGUCCAGACUGGCCAGUCGCAAGCAGGAGCUAGAAGAUGUGCUCACUGAGCUGGAGAGCCGCUUGGAGGAGGAGGAAGAGAGGGGGGUGCAGAUGAGCAAUGAGAAGAAGAAAAUGCAGCAGAAUAUUCAGGACCUGGAGGAGCAGCUAGAAGAGGAAGAAGGUGCCAGACAGCGCCUUCUGCUAGAGAAGGUUUCCUUGGAGACAAAAGUCAAAAGUCUAGAGAGUGACCUCCUAGGUGCAGGGGAGCAGAGAGAUCGCCUUGGCAAGGAGAAGAAGCUUCUGGAGGAGCGUCUGAGCGAGGUGACAGACCACCUUACCGAAGAGGAGGAGAAGAGCAAAAGCUUGAACAAACUAAAGAACAAACAGGAAGCCAUUAUCGCCGACCUUGAAGAUCGUCUGAAGCGUGAGGAGCAAGGGCGUUUGGAGCAGGAGAAGUGGAAGAGGAAGAUGGAGACCGAGGCAAUCGAGGCGCAAGAGCAGUUGUCUGACCUGGGUCUCGUAUCUGGCGAGCUUAAGGGGAGUCUGUCCCAGAAGGAAAAAGAAAUAACAACUCUGCAGAAUCGGUUGGAGGAGGAGAGUACACGGCGUACAGAAGCUCAGAGGUCGCUGAGGGAGGCCAUGUCGCAAGUGUCUGAGCUCAAAGAGGAAGUGGAGAACGAGCGAGGCAUGCGAGAGAGGGCGGAGAAGCAGAGGCGAGACCUUGGGGAGGAGCUAGAGGCUUUGAGGACGGAGCUGGAGGACACCCUUGACACCACCGCUGCACAGCAGGAGCUCAGGUCUCGUCGGGAGGCUGAGGUAAACGACCUCCAGCGUUGCAUUGAAGAUGAGACACGUCGACACGAAGUCCAGUUGUCGGAGCUAAGAGUCAAGCACAGCGCUGCCAUAGACAACCUUCAAGAGCAGCUGGACAACAGCAAGAGGGCGCGUCAAUCUUUAGAGAAGACCAGAUUGGUCCUUGAGGAAGAGAAGCAGAGCUUGAGCAUGGAGCUGAAGAGCCUCCAGGCUAGCCGUACAGAAAGCGACCGAGGACGUAAAAGGGCUGAAAAUCAGCUGCAGGAGGUCACUGUCCGCCUCAGUCAGGCCGAACAAGAGAAAGAGGAGAGAGAGGAGCGAGUGCAGAAGCUGCAGAAUGAAAUAGAGUCUCUUUCCAGCAAUUUGUCCUCCUUUGACAGCAAAUCCCUACGCCUAUCUAAAGAAGUGAGUAGUCUCGAGAGCCAGCUACGUGACUUGCAGGAAUCCCUACAAGAGGAGACCCGUCAGAAGUUGGCUUUAGCCGCCAGGGUUCGAGCGCUGGAAGAUGAGAGGAAUGGGUUGAUGGAGAGGCUGGAGGAAGAAGAAGAGAAAUCCAGGGAGUUGACCCGGCAGAUCCAGACUCACAGUCAGCAGCUGGCGGACAUGCGCAAGCAGUCGGAGGAGGUGAACACGGCGGUGGAGACAGGCGAGGAGGCCCGCAGGAAGCUGCAGAGAGAGCUUGACGCUACUGUCCAGAGGGAGAAACAGCGGGAGGAGGAGAAGGAGCGUGUGGAGAGGCAGCGGGAGCGCCUCAGAGAGGAGAUUGAAGACAUGACUCUGGCCCUGCAGCGAGAGAGGCAAAACUGCACGGCUCUUGAAAAGAGACAAAAGAAGUUUGACCAGUGUUUGGCUGAGGAGAAGGCAGUGAGCACUCGUCUGGCUGAGGAGAAGGACCGAGCGGAAGCUGACAGUCGAGAGAAAGAGACGCGCUAUCUUGCCUUGUCCAGAGCUCUACAGGAGGCCCAGGACCAGAGGGACGACCUGGACAGGUCGAACAAGCAGCUUCGCCUUGAAAUGGAACAGCUAGUCAACCAGCAAGAUGAUGUGGGCAAGAACGUCCACGAGCUGGAGAGGAACCGCAGGGCUCUUGAGGCGGAAGCCGAAAGACUGCGUUCUCAGACACUGGAGCUCGAGGAGGAACUGACGGAGGCAGAAAACUCAAGGCUGAGGCUUGAAGUCACCCUGCAGGCACUCAAGGCUCAGUUUGAGAGGGAGAUCAGCAGCAGUGAGGAGAAGGGCGAGGAAAAGAGGAGGGCGCUCAGCAAGCAGGUACGUGAGCUGGAGAUCCAGCUGGAGGAAGAGCGCAGCCAACGCUCGCAGGCCGUCCUGACCAAGAAGCAACUCGAAGCCGAGCUACAGGAUUCUGAAGCUCAGGUGGAAACGUCCAGCCGCAGCAAGGAGGAGGCUGUCAAGCAUCUGCGGAAGCUGCAGAGUCAACUCAAAGAGGCACUUCGAGAGUUGGAUGAGGCCAAGAUUACUCGAGACGAGGUUAUCACACAGUCCAAAGACAACGAUAAGAAAAUCCAAACCCUGGAGGCAGAAGUCCUGCAGCUUACUGAGGAGCUGGCGGUAUCUGACCGGCAGAGAAGACAGGCUCAGCAGGAGAGAGACGAAAUGGCCGACGACAUCGUCAACAACAGCUCUGGAAAGACAGCGCUAUUUGAAGAGAAACGCCGGUUAGAGAUGCGAGUGAGCCAGCUGGAGGAGGAGCUAGAGGAGGAGCAGACCAAUGCUGAGCUUAUUUCAGAGAGACAGAGAAAGAUGGCUUUGCAGGUGGACACGCUGACGGUGCAGCUCCAGGGCGAGAGGACCCUGGCCCAGAAGGCUGAGGUAGCACGCGAGCAGCUGGAGCGGCACAACAAGGACAUGAAGACGCGGUUGGAGGAGCUGGAGGGAACGGUCAGGGGGAAACAUCGGCUCAGUGUCGCCGCCCUGGAGGCCAAGAUAGAAUCAAUGGAGGAGCAGCUGGAACAAGAGAGACAGGAGCGUGCCAUUGCCAACAAACUGGUGAGAAAGACUGAGAAGAAAUUGAAGGAGGUUAUGAUGCAGGCAGAAGACGAGAGGAGGCAUGCUGACCAGUACAGAGACCAGCUGGAUAAGUCCAUGGUGCGCCUGAGGCAGCUGAAGCGUCAGCUGGAGGAGGUGGAGGAGGAGAACUCGCGCUCCAACGCGCAGAAGAGGAAGCUGCAGCGAGAACUGGAGGAGCUGACGGAAAACAGCCAAAGCAGGAUGCGCGAGAUCACCAGCCUGCGCAACCAGCUCAGCGUCCCUGAAUGGAGACCAGAGCAGCGUGCCCCAUUGCCGCUGGCGAUGCGCGGGCGCCGGGCUCUGGUGGACGACUACUCGUUGGAAAACUCGGAUUCGGAGGAGCCGCCCGCCUCGCCCACGCCCUCCUUGGGACUCCCGCGAACGCCCACGCCGUCCUCGGACCACAGCCUGGACCCUAAUCCGCCCCCGUACAGCGUCAACAACCUACACCAAUGAUGUACCACACACAAACGCACGCGUACGAACACAGACACACACACACGAAACACGAGUUUAUUAUAUAAUCUAGGAAUUGCCCGAGGAUGUUGCUUUUUUUCCCCCUCAACAAAUGCGGACAAAAGGGAUUUUACUGAAUGUUUUUUUUUUACCUUUAAAUGACUUUAUGAUGCAGUUUCAUGUGAAGUAAUGGGUUUAAAUUAGCUGCACAUUUCAAAGGCGCAGAAAACGCUUUGGGUCACAUUUGGUCCUCAAGCCAUGUUUACAGCCAGACAUCAAGGGUGGGCAACCUCAGGAGCCAGAGUCAAACUAUAAAGAAAAAAAAAAUCCUAUACACUGUUUUCCUCAAAUACACAGAUAGGAAUGAGUUAUAUCCGGUCAGCCCUUUUGGGUGCUUUUGCUAACCAAAACAGCAGCACUUACAGUGCAUCAAAACGGGGAUUCUUACCACGUCUUAAACGCUGCACAAUGUUAAUUGUGUUGCGACUGAGGCCAUUUGUCUGCCAUUGCUAACCAAAACAGCAGCACUUACAUAUACAUGAACAGAUGCCAUCUUCCGUUUUAGUAAAUCAAUACCUACGGCCACUGUGGUAUGCAGUCCCUCCACAAUGUUGUUUGCGUCACCCUAACAGAUGCCUCCCCCCCAUCUCCUGGCCAAAAUUUUCCACAUAUUUAAUCGUCUUGGGACUUUUAUGAGGAUUUAAAUUUGCUCCGGUGGGAUUACAUAUGGCCCAAGAGCCACAGGUUUCUCACCACCGGAUUGUUAAAUUUGCUGCAGAAUGACAAAUUAGACAAUCUAUAUGCAUAAGCCAGAUAUUUGGCCUGAUCCUCUUUUGAAAGCAAACGCAAUUGGAUCCCUUGAGCUCGUGUCAUGUGACUUUUUACAGGCGCCAUUUUAAUGACUGCACUCUUCGCUGACAUGUAAACAAACAAAAAAAAAAAAGGAAAUUAGCCAGCUGUCUUCUCCCGAACGUGUUGUCCAAUAAUUCCGUAGGUAGUGUAAUUUAUUCAACUACAAAAAAAAUAAAAAAUUAUUGGGUCAUGGAAUUUAUAUAAUUUAUAUCAAGCUGAAUAUGCCCAUGCUUGUUUAUACUGGAUAAACAAUAAUGUCUGAUUGAAUGGGUAGACUUCUUUCUACUGUAACCCUUUCUUUUCAUCCAAAGCAAAACACCUUUUUUUAGACCAAUGAAGACGUUUAAAUUUGUUGGCCGUCUUGCACAACUUAGUCUUAAUAUUCUUUUUUUUUUAAAUACAUAUUAAUUGUAAAUGAAAGGACGGACGGAUGAAAAAAAGGGUCUAAAACAUAAAAUAGAGUAGAUUGCCAUCAUCCUGCAUCGCUUUUAGAUGACUUCCCUCCCCUAGAUAGUACAAAUAUUGUAGGUUUAGAUUAAGGCAAUAUGUAACUAAAGUAGGAAGUAAAGUCUUAUUAUUAUCCUGGCCGUUAACCAAAAGUUGUUUUUUUUUUCCUUUUCACAUUCCUUUCCAAGAUAUUUAACUGGAAAUUUUGACUAAUGCAUUCAUGUGCUCAGUGGUGACAUUUCGGCCCGGAUUUACACUGCAUGGUUCAACUGGCACAAUCGGAAUGUACAUUUAAAAGGAAAUCUUUUGAUCGUAAUGAUAAAUAUUAAGAUAUGCGCGGCGUUUUGAUUAUUCAAAUACACCCAUCUGAGACGCAUACACUCCCCCCGACUGCUCAAACAACAAGUAAACAUGUCGAAAAAAGGAUCAAUUGAGGAAGCGCGGCGCCAUCUUGUGGCAUCCUAAUGUGUUGUAGAAAAACAACAACAACUAAGAAAUUAUGAAAAGCAGAAUUUUUGAUAGACAUGGAUUCACUGUAUGAUUGUUUACUUCCAUGUUGUUUUAUGCUUGUGGACUUAUUUCCAAGUUGGGUAUAUAGGCUGUAUCUCACUUUGUUUACAUGGAAAUUGACAGUCCAAAAAUAAAACGAAAAAAGGGCUUGAGACAUAAAAUGGGAAUUGUCCACUUGCUGUGCAAAUCCAGCCUUUGACAAACAUGAAGACCUCUUCUGCUGAACCAAACUCCUCACAUGGCUUCUUAACUAGAAGCUAAAUCCAGCCCCAGUUCGUUUUGUGCAGGAAACCCAAAAAGAGAAGUCUGCCUUUUGUGUAAAUUCAAGUCUAAAAUAAUGCAAACUAGCAGAAUCGUGAAUUUCUAAAUGAGCUCCUGUGGAUUUUUGCUCCUUCGUAACGUCCGCAAGCUUCAUUUUGAAAUAAGCUAGGCUAGCUUCGACUUCCGGCGCGAGAGGCUUGAAAAUGCAAGGAAGUGCUUUUUUGACCGUGCUAAAAUGUUGCUGGAUUUCUUGUGAAUAUUUCUACUGUUUGGAUAAACUACAGUAUAUACAGUACACUGGCCCUUCUUUAUGUUUACCAAAAUGAACGAGUC